GCCAAUUCUCGCUCUUACACCAAUCCAUAACGAUAUCAGUCUUGUUCGUACUUAUCUAUAUACUAAAAGCGAACGCCCUCCGCCGGUGUUUGUCAAACAGGCUCAAGGCGGAGGAUGUCACGUUUCUCAAGCUAUUUUCACGCAUUCUUAUUGGUCGUAAGAAUUGCCCAGAUGAAAUCUCAAGAACACUUGAAAGAGGCAUUGAUCUCGAAUGGGAAGAUGUUUAUGAUCUAGUUAAUCCUUUCGGCGACACAAGAGGUCGCUCAUUCCAUAGUGUUUGGACGUUCGACCUCGACAAGGACGUUCCCUUUCUCACAAAGCAUGACAAGCUUUGCACGGCACCUCUCAGCCUGGCAAGAGAUAGAGAUAGACUACUUACCUUGGAUGACUUUGAGCUGGUGAGAUCGCCUACCGAGGAAAUCGUAGAGGAGAUUACUGUGCCAGCACCGUACCGGGAUCUUCAACUUGAUGUUGAUCAGAGAAAGAAGGCAUUGCUUGGCCGCAUACUCCGAGACUUUGGUCAUACAUGGCGCCAUUUACUGCGGAGAUAA
Molecule: messenger RNA, 551 nt
Organism: Fusarium oxysporum Fo47
Lineage: Eukaryota; Fungi; Ascomycota; Sordariomycetes; Hypocreales; Nectriaceae
Exons: 3
Source: RefSeq, a predicted model, not a curated record